GUGUGUGUGUGUGUGUCUGUGUGUGUAUCUGUGUGUGCGUGUGUGUUGGUGUGUGUGUGUGUGUGUUCAGAGAUGCAUCGGACUCAGACUAAAUAUGAAGACAUGUUCAUCCUCAAAGUCUUCGUCUUCCAGUUCGUUAACUUCUACUCGUCUCCAGUGUACAUCGCCUUCUUCAAGGGAAGGUUUGUUGGUUACCCUGGAAACUACAACAGUCUGCUUGGCGUCCGUAACGAAGACUGUGGAGCGGGGGGGUGUCUCAUCGAGCUGGCUCAGGAGCUGCUAGUCAUCAUGGUCGGAAAACAGCUGAUCAACAACAUCCAGGAGUUCAUCUGGCCGAAGUUGAUGACGUGGUGGCAGAAGAGGAAGAUGCGUCCUCGGGUGAAGGAGUUGAAGGAGGAGGAAGAGAGGGAGGAAGAGAGGGAGGAAGAGAGGGAGGAAGAGAGGGAGGAAGAGAGGGAGGAAGAGGAAGAAGUUUCUCCCUGGGAGGAAGACUACCAGCUGCUGCUCUGCGAUGGACUCUUUAGUGAAUACCUCGAGAUGGGUGAGCAACAAUUACCCAAUCU
Molecule: messenger RNA, 563 nt
Organism: Etheostoma cragini (Arkansas darter)
Lineage: Eukaryota; Metazoa; Chordata; Actinopteri; Perciformes; Percidae
Product: anoctamin-7-like
Exons: 4
Biological process (GO): chloride transmembrane transport; calcium activated phospholipid scrambling
Cellular component (GO): plasma membrane
Molecular function (GO): chloride channel activity
Source: RefSeq, a predicted model, not a curated record